Molecule: messenger RNA, 1350 nt
Organism: Musa acuminata subsp. malaccensis (wild Malaysian banana)
Lineage: Eukaryota; Viridiplantae; Streptophyta; Magnoliopsida; Zingiberales; Musaceae
Biological process (GO): protein transport
Source: RefSeq, a predicted model, not a curated record
AAUUAUUUGUUUACGCCGACACAAACCGGUAUUAAUUGGAUCGACGACGCCUGAAAACCCUUCUGCGCGCUGUGUUGCUGAUCUGGUCGAUUUCUAGGGUUUGCGGAUUCAGAUUCGCGAGUCUCGUGGAAGCGGAGAUGUCCGCCUUGAAUUCCCUCUUCAAUCGAGCCCCCUUCGGGACGAGAUGCAAGACGUGCUUGAAUCUGGCUAUAUCACGGAUCAAAUUGCUCCGCAAUAAGAGAGAAUUGCAGCUUAAACAAAUGCGCAAGGAGAUCUCUCAAUAUAUUCAGACAGGCCAGGAAGCUAUUGCUCGAAUCAGAGUGGAGUAUAUCAUCCGUGAACAAAAUAUUCUGGCUGCCUAUGAGAUCAUAGAGUUAUUCUGUGAAUUUGUUCUUGCACGUGUCCCAGUCCUCGAAAGCCAGAGGGAUUGCCCAUUAGAAUUGCAGGAGGCCAUUUCCAGUAUCAUCUUUGCUUCUCCAAGGUGUUCUGAUUUACCAGAGUUACUCCAUAUUAGAAACUUAUUUUCAACAAAAUAUGGUAAGGAGUUUGUUGCAGCAGCAUCUGAGUUGCGGCCAGAGAGCAAUGUCAAUCGCAUGAUUAUCGAGAAACUUACAGCGAGAGCUCCACCGGCAGAGUUAAAGAUUAAGGUUUUAAAAGCAAUUGCCCAAGAGUACAAUCUGGUGUGGGAUUCAUCAAGCACUGAAGCAGAACUUAGUAAAAACCAUGAGGACUUGCUGGAUGGUUUAAAUCCUACAAAUUCACAGGCAACUGUAAUUGCAAGCUCCACUGGUACUUCACAAAAGGAUGGACUACCUGUAUCACCUGUUAGAGAGAAUCGAACGGAACAAUUGCCUCAGACUUCUAUCCCUUCAGUUAAUAACCUUUCCUCCCUUGCAAGCAAAAUCUCUGUAUCGGAUGAUGGCAAAGCAGAUGCAGUAAGAAGUGAAACUGAAGUACUGUCAAUUGACAAGACAUCAUGUUCAAGUCAAAGUUCGUCAGACGUCUUGGAGAAAGCCCGAGCUGCCAUUGCGUCUGCCGAGCGCGCAUCUGCUGCUGCGCACGCUGCAGCUGAGCUUGUAAAGGUCAAAUUGCCUCGCCAAUCAAAUAAUUAUAGCUAACGAAAUAAGCUAACUAACAGAAGUUUAUGUUGUCUAUUUACGAUUUCUUUGUCUGUGUGUAGAUAGGAGUGUGGAUCUCUAGAUAAGAUCCUGUUAAGAUUGGGAGGUAAUGUUGUUAUCGAGAGUUUUCCUAACAAUUAUGCACAUGCUUUGGUCGUCAAUUAUGUAACAAAUCAGAGAAUACACUGUCAACUAAUUUAUCAUUCGAUAUAUAAUCAUCAUGUGGAGUCUA